UUCUCAGUACUGUGUUCUCAUUAUUGCUCUUUUAUUUUGAAAGAAAAUAACCAUGAAACUGUUGUUUUCCUUUACUGUGCUUGAACCCUCUCAAGUAUGAAACGCAAGUUAGGAGCAGGAUUAUUGGUUAUAUUUCUGUAUUGUCUUCAUUAUCCUUUCAGUUGAGAUACCAAAUGUUGUAAAACAUUUUCAAGUGUAACUAUCAGAUUUUUGAAUAGGAACUGUGAAUUUGGGGGAAAAAGUGCUACUCUUUAUAAUAAUAAAAAGGAAUAUAUUAUUUUAUAUUUUAUAUUAUUUAUCUUCCACCUAAGGGUUUUGGGACACUUUUUUUUUAGUUGAAAUUGAAAUAUUAUCUAACCUGGAGUUAUCAGGGUGUUUGGAGACUUAGUAAAAUUAGUGCUUCACAAUUAUGGAAGAUUUGUAAAUUGUAAGAAUUCUAAGAAUUCUGACAGAUUAGGGAAGUUGUGUUUUGUUAUACCCAAGUGUUAUACCCAUGUGCUUUGGGCACAUGCAUGUGACAAUGCAUUUUGUAGUGUGAUGCUUCUCUGCUUCAUGUGGAGAAUACUUUGAACUUUGUUAUUCAUUAAAAAUUCUUCCUACUUUGUCUGGGUGAAAAACUUAGUAACACUAUGACUAUAAGCAGUUACAAGGAGAGUGGUACAUCUUUGUCCAGUAUUAUGCCUCAGACAUUUUUUAACAGCAAAAGCUUCUGAGAAAGGUGGUCUAGAAAUCAGCAUUGUCAUGGACAACUUUUGUCUUCUGUGCAUAAGGAAAAGUCUUUUAUCCAGUAGCAUGCUUAUUGUUGUAAAAUAGGAAUUAUUUUAACUUUUCACUUAAUCCUGUCAAAUGGAGUAAAUGUUUUCAUUAUUCAUACAAACGUAGCCCCUUUUGUGUGUACCUUGUUGAGCUCUUUACAUAAUAAAGGCCCUGUAGAAAUUGAGAUCCCACUAAUUGUAGAUGUAGCAUUGCCCUCACCUGGAUCCACUGCAUUGUGAUUUUGCUGAAUUUGUAAGGUAAUGAAUGAAUGAAUGAGAGUACCUCACUGUCCUUCAUUCUCCUCAGCAUUUUAGCUACAACAUGUGUUUAUCUUGUUUAUUUACUUGUUCCAGCUGCUUCAUUUUCCCCUGAUUCCAUAGUCCUUCCAUGUCUCUAGUGGCCUGUCCCUGAGGUCAUCUGCUUUUUGCUAGAGUGACUUUAGAUGUGUGGUGAGCAUUGAGGACUAUAAACAUUUAAGAGAAAAUGUUAAAUGCCACUGAGAGGACUUGAUAAUAUUUUAACAGGAUUUGUUGGGGUCUUUUUUCCAAACAGGAAAUAGUCUGUAAAUGUGAAUAGUGAAGGAGCUAAGUCCAUGAGGACUUAGUCCAUUACAUCUAUGUGUCUGUCUUUAAUAUUGUCUACCUAACAAUAGUAGUACAUUAGUAGAAACACUUAACAAUAGUAGUACCUCAGUAGAAAUAUCUGGAGAAUGAAACUUUUCCUUUGUGAUGGUGGAAGAUGUUGAUAUGGGCAUUGCAUGGGAAUGGAUUUAUAAGAGGUGAUGGGAGAAGAGGUAAGGAGUCAUCAUCAUUUUCUCCCUUAAACAAGAUGAUUUGGGAACCCCAGAAAGUGGAGGUGAGAGUUGUGCUCAUUCGUUGAAAACAGAGCUUUGUAUUUGAGUACUGGAGCUGUUUCUGCCUCCUGCCUGUAUGUACAAAGCCCCACAUAAAUGUUCCUCAGCCAUCAGAGAGCUUCAGUUGGUUGUUCUGAAGCACUUCUGACAUCAAUAGGUGUUUAGGAACACCUGUUUGCUCACAUUGACACCCACCAACAGAGGAUGCUGGGGCUGUGUAGAGCUGAACUCGGUAUCAAAAGGAAGAAUGAUUUCUGGAAUGAAUGGAAAGCCAGAAGGGAAAAUGUUUUGUGUGGGGGGAAGAAACAUUACAUUACUACAGGGCUUCUGCCAAACAGCUUCAGCCUGCUGUGGGGUAUGUAUAGGGCUCUGCCCUUACACAUCUGGAAGAAUUGGACAGGAUUAACCUCCCCAUUACAAUGAGGCACUGAACAUGUUUUCUGUAUAUAGCUGUGUCAUCCAGGAGGCCUUCUAGCAAGACAAGGAAGACCUGCUGCAAAUUUACAAAAGGAUGAUGGCAGGGGAGAGGGAGAUACAAGGGAAAUUCCAAAAAGGCCCUCUCGGUUUGCUCAGGCAUACCUAGACUUGUCCUCCUUUGAGAUUUACCUGUAGCAUGUUCAUCAUUAAGAGGUUUUAUUAUUUUUUUAAAAUUAAUUUUAUUUUCCUUUGCAGGUCACCUUUUAAGCUGCUAUUUCCUGUAUAAUUAAGCAGAAUGAAGGCAUUAGGUUCUAGUAAAGUUGGGCCUAAUCCAGAAUCUUCUCUUAUUCAGUCCUUUCUGAGUAAGAAACUCAAGUCUGGGCCCAGCAUUUCACAUGUUUUGCUGUUACAUCUAAAUUAUUUGUGGUCUGUGGAUUUUUAUUUUUUUUUAACUACAUGAAAACUCCUUUGCUUUUGUCUAAUUUUAUCUCUUUAUGUGUCACUGUCCAGCAUAGCAUUAGUUGAAAUUAUGUAAGUAUACUGCAAAUUGAAGUGCAUAAUUGCUACUGAUAAUGCAAGAAUGAUUCCUACAGUUUAUAAUUAACAGUAUAUAAUGUUCUGUGCAUGGGUUGGAUCUGUCCCUUUUAACUUUUCCUUUCUGAUUCUUUCCAAUCCCUGGUCUUGCCGCAUCAGAGCCUUUAUGAAUGCGCUAGUUUCGCUGGAGUCUAGUCCAUUGUUCCUUUUGUUUUUCAGACCAGUAAAAAUGGGAAGUACUGGAUUCUGGUUUCCUCCAAGAAGAGUCAGCGGAACUGGUUAAGACCAAAAUCUGAGGACUUUAGUGGGCAAACAUCAGUCCCCUUUUGCUUUCUUUUACGACCACAUGAAACUUGAGAAGCCAUCUAAAGCUAAAUCAUUUAGUGGAGUUGGGCAAUUCCCAAGUGUCCAACAAGAAGGCCUGGUUUAGGCUGCGAUGGCCACUGUCAUUCCUGGUGAUUUGUCAGAAGUAAGAGAUACCCAGAAAGUCCCUUCAGGGAAACGUAAGCGUGGUGAAACCAAACCAAGAAAAAACUUUCCUUGCCAACUGUGUGACAAGGCCUUUAACAGUGUUGAGAAAUUAAAGGUUCACUCAUACUCUCACACAGGAGAGAGGCCCUACAAGUGCACACAACAAGACUGCACCAAGGCCUUUGUUUCUAAGUACAAAUUACUAAGGCAUAUGGCUACUCAUUCUCCUGAGAAAACCCACAAGUGUAAUUAUUGUGAGAAAAUGUUUCACCGAAAAGAUCACCUAAAGAAUCACCUACAUACACACAAUCCCAACAAAGAGGCCUUUAAGUGUGAAGAAUGUGGAAAGAACUACAAUACCAAGCUUGGGUUCAAACGUCACCUGGCUUUGCAUGCUGCAACAAGUGGUGACCUCACCUGUAAGGUAUGUUUGCAGACUUUUGAAAGCACAGGAGUGCUGCUGGAGCACCUAAAAACUCAUGCAGGCAAGUCAUCGGGUGGAGUGAAGGAGAAAAAGCACCAGUGUGAACACUGUGACCGUCGGUUCUACACCCGAAAGGAUGUCCGCAGACACAUGGUAGUGCACACUGGAAGAAAGGACUUCCUCUGUCAGUACUGUGCACAGAGAUUCGGGCGCAAGGAUCACCUCACGCGCCACAUGAAGAAAAGUCACAACCAGGAACUUCUGAAGGUCAAAACAGAGCCAAUGGACCUUCUAGAUCCCUUUACCUGCAAUGUUUCUGUGCCUAUUAAGGAUGAGCUGCUUCCAGUGAUGUCUUUACCUUCCAGUGAACUGACAUCAAAGCCAUUUACAAACACUUUGCAAUUAAAUCUCUACAACACUCAGAUUCAGUCCAUGCAGAGUUCUGCAUCUGCACACCAAAUGGUUGCCACAUCGUUACCAUUGGGAAUGCCUUGUCCAAUAGAUAUGGAGUCUGUCCACCCUUCUCACCAGCUAUCGUUGAAAUACCCACUCGGUACUACCUCAUACUCAAUUUCUAUGCCUGAAAAAGAACAGCCAUUGAAAGGGGAAAUAGAAAGUUACCUAAUGGAGUUGCAAAGUGGUAUGCCUUCUUCAUCCCAGGAUUCUCAAGCAUCUUCAUCAAAACUAGGGCUGGAUCCACAAGUAGGGCCACUAGAUGAUGGGUCUGGGGAAGUUUCCCUUUCCAAGGGCUCCGUUCCUAUUAGUGAACCUCUAAAUGCCCCAUCAUUGGACUUUUCUCAGCUGUUCAACUUCAUACCUGUAAAUGGCCCUCCCUAUAAUCCUUCUGUUUCAGUGGGAAACCUCGGGAUGAGUUAUACGCAAGAGGAAGCACAUUCUUCUAUGACUCAACUCCCACCACAAACCCAGGAUCCACAAGAUCCUAGCAAUAGUAUAGGUCUUGGGUCUCUGCACUCAUUGUCAGCAGCUUUCACAAGCAGUCUAAGCACAACCACCACCCUACCACGAUUUCAUCAAGCUUUCCAAUAGGAUGUACAAAGCUGGCUUGUUAACUGUCUAUUUGUAGAAAUGCCUUAGGUGACCAUUUUUAACUUAGUGCCUACUAUAAGACAUUAUGAAUUCUCUGCUUUUGUACAGUACCAAUCUCAUGAAGCCAGUAAGAAAUUUAAAUUAACUUUUUAAAAAUGUUUUGAAAGUGUUUAUUCUCAGCUGUGUUUACUUUGGUUUGUUGUUUUUUUUAAACAGUCUCAUUGUAUUGUUUUCAUUUUCACUGCCAAUUUACACAUUUAAAAUGUUCAGUAGAAAGUCAUCCCAAGCAAACUCACAACACUCAUCCCGUUUUUUAAACUUUUUCAACCAUACCAGCUAGUCUGUUUUAUUAAUGUCAGUGGUAGAACUGCCACUUUUACCUUUUAAUAUAUUCUACUAUUUGCAAAUAAUCCAUUUAAAAUAUGUAUCACAAGGAUUCCUGAGAUUUGGGAAAAAAAUCUGCAUUCUGUUUCCAAACAAAUCCUCUUCCCAAAUGGUGACACAUUUGACCUGUUCUAUGAUGACAAAUCUAAAUUUUUAAAAUUAAUAUAGAAUUCAGAUUUUUCUGAAAACUUGUGUGUGUAUAUAUAGAAGUCCAUAUAUACACAUGUACAUAUAUAUAGCAUUUUGACUUGUAUUGAAGUCAUUAUAAAAGUUGUUAAAAAUUUUGCCAUUUUCUGGCUUAAAUUUUGGUGGCCUGUUAUGGAUAACAGAAGAAAAAAAAAAUAGUGUAAUUCUCUAAAAUUAGGGCCAAACAGAAUUUCGACAGAAAAUCUCUGCUUGCCUAAAUGACAGAUGUUUCAAGUUGAAUUUGAAACUUCUGUUGUGCUUUCGUGACUCUGGUAUAGGGAAACAGGCAAAAUUAAUGGCUGAUCUUGAAAUACAAAAGUGUUGUAACGUAGUAAUGCAGAAUAUUUUGUCGCAGUUUUUGUUUGAAUUCUUAACUUGCUGUUUUUUUCUCUUUAGUAGCAUAGAGAGAGUACUGCAUAGGAACCUUCCAGUAGUGUGUUCACGGUUGUAGGCGUCAGUCUCCUCCCCGCUGCCACCGCCAAAGGGUGGAUCAAGUCCAGCCAGAAAGUGUGUACCUAUUUUCGAUUCAAAACUAGUGUGCAGUCAGAAAGUGAAUGUAAAUUUGCAACUACCAGUUUGUUUUGUUUUGUUUUUAUUGGAGUGAUCUUUUCAGUUGUGUUACAUGGUGUGUUAUGUCCUCCUAAGCAACAAGUUAGAUGUUAAUCACACUUUCUACACCUGGGUACUUGGUUAGGGACUUUUUGCCCAUUGCCAAGAUUUAAAGACAGGACUCUUAGGAGUGAAGUAAAAGCAUAUUGCUUACACCACUUUUACCUAAUGCAAUAUAUAUUCUAUUCCCCAAACCCUAAUAACCAAAAGAGGAAAAAAAAAAACCCUAAAAAAGCAACCAACCCUGUGAUGCAUAAAAGCAAACUAGAUUUGCUGUAAUUCAACAAUAACAUUAUUUUCCUUGUCAUUUUUGUACAAGGAAUUAAAAAAUGGAACUCAAGUACAUUAGUAUCUCUCAAACUAUGAAUAAUGAGAAUUCAUACAAGGUUUUAAGUGGUUAAACUAAAUAUACUUCACAGAAACAAAAGUUGCUCCCAUUUAAGGAGCUCAUGCUCCGGAUGUUUUAUCAGUAGCUCCUACUGGUUUUUUUAAUGCUAGGAGCAAUAUGCAGGUGUAGUUUUACUAUUUUAUACAUACGUGUAUUUAAAUUUUAUUACUGAAAAAUAACAUUUUUAUAAAUGUGUUUGUGUUCCAAAGGCAUUAAAAUAAGGAUGUAUUAAUAAGGAAAAUACCUUUUGAAAUUCUGCAAACUACUCCUAGAUUUUGGUUUUAGGAGCAGGUUCUCUCAAAGUGGGCGUUUAGCUCUGCUUCACGACUGCUUCCUCUGGUUUCUGUGAAACAGAUUGCUCGCUUGCUUACAUCUUUAGUUGAAUGAUUUGUUCAAUAUUGCUUUUUUUCCAUUCACCUUUCUAAAGGAAAGAAAAACACAGAUGAACAGAGCACAAGCUGAAUGCAACCGAAUGUAGCUCUAGUUUACAUGAACGACCGUAACGCAUCUAAGAAAAACUUGGAUUUAUUCUCAAUCCUUUUAAUCUGAGAUGAAGAUAAAUGGACUUAAUUCCUGCAGUGGGUUAUGUCCCGUGUGGAGCCGAGCAACUGCAACUCUCCCUGCCGCAGAGGAAAGCUGCAGGUGCUUGGCAUCCUGCAGCUGGCCCAGCAGCGUGGCCAGGCAGUGCUGCCCUCCCUGGGCAGCCUGUGACACACAAAUUUCUAGUCUGGAGCCACUUGUUAUCGGCCCCAGCUGCUGAAAGACCUUGUGAAAACCAAAACCCACAGACACUUUGCCAACGCCCGUUUCUUAGUGCGUAGCCAGAACCCUUACUACCUUGUUUGUGCCUUAGCUUCCUGAAAAGGGAUUGACAUUUCACUUGGCGUUAGAUAUACAUUUCACUUGAUAAAUAGAGACCUCAGACAAGAUAUUGAACCUCAUUCAGUCAGGGUUUCAGUGGGUGGCUGCACCCAGAGUGUUUGCAGCUGAACUAGGAUGUAGGGUAACAUGGAAGCAGACUGACCCUUAAAGCAAUACCAGCACCACCAGAGUGCUUUUGAGCAUCACUUAGGCAGAGUCACUAUUGGCCACUACUAAACCAUCAGUUUUUAAAACCCGUUUUCUUGAUUUCCCAUGGAUUCUUGGUGGGAGGGGGGAGGGCUGGCUGAUCAUGCACCACUCUUUGUGCAACUUCUAAACUUCUAGUAAGGUUGUUUUGUUGUUGUUUUUUUUUUUUUUAAAUAUAUAUAUUUUUGUGUACUUGUUGCUUGUGCUUUAUUUAGUAGUAAAUUGUGGAAUAGAGUGAUUUAUUGUUAAUUUGGCAGUAGCGGUUUUUAAAAACCAUAUACUGACUGAAACAUGAGCCAGAGCUGAUUGCUUUAUUAAGCUAAUAAUGAAUGUUAAGAGUACAUAUUUUCAGGAUCAUUUGCCUAGUGAGCUAAACUUGUAUUAUAGGCCAAUAUUUUUUAAAAUAAAGCUUGGUCAACCUCUAUGUUACACAUAUUACAAGAUAUAGCACUUUCAAAAAGAAAACCUAAACCUUUUAAGAAAAUUUCUUACAGGUUAUGCUUUUUAUUAUAAAACCUUUUAUUAUAAUUUGUUUCAAGUGCCAUUAGAUUACAUAUAUGUAGGCCUUUGGUAUAAUGCUUUGUGUACAAAAUGGUAGACAUUGUAAUUUUAAACAGGUACAUUUUUACAGUGUUUUCUUAUCAAUUUGCUAUAUUGCACAGAACCAGUGUGUCUUUCUUAAGGGUUUUACAAUGGUUUUUACUAGGUUUACAUGUUUCAAACUACACUGUCUUCUACUGCCAUUUUAAAUACCAGUCAAAAACAAUUAGGAGUUUGUCCUCACCGUUUGCAAACUGUCUUCUGGAGUUCUUGAUGGUAAACUUCGUCAAAAAUAUUUAACAUGCAGUAUUUGAUACAUUUUUUUUUAUCACAUCCUAUCGCUAUGCUGCUGUCUGAAGUUAACUUUGGGCCUGAUCCUGCAUCCGUAAAUGCUAUGGGGAUCCUGCAUCCUUUGUUAUGUCUGUCUCAUACACUGGUUUAGCAGCUUCUCCUGUAUUCUUCUCAGUCUAUAGAUAAGCCUCUGAAAUAUAUGUACUUAUCUGGUAUGUAGUAAACCAUUAUAGGCUUAGCUGCCUGUCCUGCUUGCCCCCAGUGUACAGUUUAAACCACAGCUUACUUAGCAUCAUGCUCAACUUACAAGUAAUGCCACAGUAGUUCAAAAUGUGUUUGGGUAGUCCCAAAGCUUUUAUGCAAUAAGGGUGUCUUACUUUUGUUGGAAGGCAGUGUCUUUUGAUAACAGUUAUCUAGCCCUGGAAGUGACACAGAACUAUUGCUAAUCAUAUGUAAACACUUUUCAGUAUAAGCUUCAGUGGUACAGUUGAACCAGAGUGAAUGUUUAUCUCCUCAGAAACACUCCUGCAAUAUUGUUAUAUUGGAUCAUGCUGCUAAUGUAACUUGGGAUACAACUCCUCUCAUGGUGCUACAAACCUCCCUGUCUCAUUCAGAUGUAUUUUUACCCAUAGAAAAAAAAGGACUAUACUAGACCUAUAGUUGUAUGAUAUAUUUUUAUACUGUGACUUAAUUUGUCAUUAAUGAACUUUUGUGCAACACCACAAUGUAUUCAUAUGCACUUGCAAAAGUAAAAUUUUGGACAUGCAAAUUUAAACGCUGACAAGCCCAGCUCUUGUUCACAAAAAUAGGUGACUGCUAGUUAAUGUUAAAUGUGGGCUUUUUAUAUGGUGUGGAGUGAAGAACAUACUAUAUGUUACUAAAAGCCUUAGACAAAAACUGGGAAGAGUAUAUUGGUGAAUGAUGUCACACCCAAACCUGACUCGGAUUGCUGAAAUUAUAUUUUUAGCUAUAAUUGUUUGGACUUGGAAAAAUUGUUUGGACUUGUAUGCUAAAAUUUUUUUAAUGAUAAAAGUUUUGAGUUGGAAAAAAAUAGAGAAAAAAAAAAGAA
This is a messenger RNA of Zonotrichia albicollis (white-throated sparrow), 9037 nucleotides long. NCBI's taxonomy places the organism in Eukaryota, Metazoa, Chordata, Aves, Passeriformes, Passerellidae. The record is from RefSeq and is a predicted model, not a curated record.